GCGUCUUUCCAUCAAUUCCACCAUUUCUGCCAUGCCAAUUGCCAUAAUCCAUUCUUCCGGUUUUCGUCGCUCUUUCAGACGAACAAGAUGGCAGAUCAGAGCGAACGCGCGUUCCAGAAACAGCCCACGAUCUUUCUUAACCGUAAGAAAGGUCUGGGUCCGAAGCGCAGGAAGCCUAUGAGAUACAGCCGCAAUGUCGGACUCGGUUUCAAAACUCCUCGCGAAGCUCUUGAGGGCACCUAUAUUGAUAAGAAAUGUCCGUUUACGGGCAAUGUAUCAAUUAGAGGCCGGAUUCUUACCGGUGUUGUACAAAAGAUGAAAAUGCAACGCACUAUUGUUAUUCGCAGAGACUACUUACAUUACAUUAGGAAGUACAAUCGGUUCGAGAAGCGACAUCGCAAUAUGAGUGUCCAUCUCAGUCCGUGUUUUAGAGAUGUAGAAAUUGGUGAUGUAGUCACUAUUGGAGAAUGCAGACCUUUAAGCAAGACAGUAAGAUUUAAUGUAUUGAAGGUAUCGAAAGGAACAGGAUCAAAGAAAAGCUUCAAGAAGUUCUAAACAUCUAUCUUACAGCAAUUUUGUUUAAUUACAUUUUUGGCAGAUUUCAAGGAUGAGGUAAAAAAAUUGCAAAAUGUGAUUACACAAUUCUGCAUAAUUCUCAUAUUCAAAAUCUCAAAAUAACAAAAAUAAAAUUUCUAUAAAAAUA
Molecule: messenger RNA, 703 nt
Organism: Acromyrmex echinatior (Panamanian leafcutter ant)
Lineage: Eukaryota; Metazoa; Arthropoda; Insecta; Hymenoptera; Formicidae
Gene: RpS11
Product: ribosomal protein S11
Biological process (GO): translation
Cellular component (GO): cytosolic small ribosomal subunit; ribosome
Molecular function (GO): structural constituent of ribosome
Source: RefSeq, a predicted model, not a curated record